Trichomycterus rosablanca is the source of this 2272-nucleotide messenger RNA. It is a transcript of the gene pdk4, whose product is annotated as pyruvate dehydrogenase kinase, isozyme 4. The record is from RefSeq and is a predicted model, not a curated record. Gene Ontology annotation, molecular function: pyruvate dehydrogenase (acetyl-transferring) kinase activity. Bases 427 to 1686 code for a protein of 419 amino acids. Gene Ontology annotation, cellular component: mitochondrion. The transcript has 11 exons. Gene Ontology annotation, biological process: protein phosphorylation; regulation of glucose metabolic process. Lineage: Eukaryota; Metazoa; Chordata; Actinopteri; Siluriformes; Trichomycteridae.
GUCUGUGUUCACAUCAGCGGGUUAUUCAGGCAUGGUUUAUUGUUGUGACGGAGAGGAGGAUUACAGUACUCCCUCCUUUUCGUUCAGCUGGUCAGUAGAAAAAAGCAAUGUUAAGCAGAACAAAACAUCAGUGGAAGAGAGAAUGUACUGUGUCGGAUUGUACUGCUGUAACUGGUGUAAACAGACCUGAGAGGCAACGGGAGCAUAGCGGGGCGCUUAUCCACUGCAUGUUUAUUUAUGUACAAUGAGCUCUUAUUGCCCUAUAGACUCAUUCAUUUACUGUUAUUAAUAGGAAAUUAGACUUAUGGGUCUGUAAUAGUUUGCUACUUGCAGUUUUGCAUUUUCAACAUUGCCAGCUUGUGAAUGCUGGUGAUCAACAGCACUCGGGUCACCUCAAGUUAACUUGGAUUUGACUCUGAAGUCAACAUGAAGUUCGCUCACGUUUUACUGAAGAACACUACAAGGUUAAACAUACCGAAACAAGUGGACAGGUUUUCUAAAUUCUCUCCUUCACCGCUUUCAAUGAAGCAGUUUAUAGACUUUGGUUCUGCCAAUGCCUGUGAAAAGACCUCCUUUAUAUUUCUUCGUCAGGAGCUUCCUGUCAGACUGGCCAACAUUAUGAAGGAGAUAGACUUGCUCCCUGACAAGCUCAUUGGCACGCCUUCCGUGCAACUCCUGCACAGCUGGUAUGCACAGAGUCUAAUAGAGAUUGUGGACUUUUUGGAAAGAGAUCCUGAUGACAAAAAGGUCUGGUCAAAGUUUACAGAGACCCUGAUCAAUGUGAGGAACAGGCACAAUAAUGUGGUACCCACAAUGGCUCAGGGGUUGCUGGAGUACAAGGAGGCUUUUGGCGUGGAUCCAGUGACCAAUCAGAACAUCCAGUACUUCUUGGACCGCUUCUACAUGAGCCGCAUCUCGACCCGCAUGCUCAUGAACCAGCAUACACUUAUCUUCAGUGGCACUACAAACCCUGCCCACCCGAAGCAUAUUGGCAGUAUCGAUCCAAACUGUGAUGUCACUGAGGUAGUAAGAGAUGCAUAUGAUACCUCAAGGAUGUUGUGUGAGCAGUAUUACCUGACCUCUCCAGAAGUGGAAAUCGAGUCAGUAAACUCUAAAGAACCCAGUCAGCCUGUUACUAUUGUCUAUGUGCCCUCUCAUCUUUAUCACAUGCUGUUUGAGCUAUUUAAGAAUUCAAUGAGAGCUACUGUGGAAACCCAUGAAGACAGCACUCAUCUUCCACCCAUUAAAGUUAGGAUUUCUCUGGGUUCAGAAGACCUGACCAUAAAGAUGUCAGACAGAGGAGGAGGUGUACCCCUUAGGAAAAUUGAGCGUCUCUUCAGUUAUAUGUAUUCCACAGCACCAAGCCCAAUAAUGGACACUGCCCGCAAUGCCCCUCUGGCUGGCUUUGGUUAUGGGCUUCCCAUUUCACGCCUCUACGCCAGGUACUUCCAGGGAGACCUGCAGCUCUAUUCCAUGGAGGGAUAUGGCACAUCAGCUGUCAUUUAUUUUAAGGCAUUAUCUUCUGAAUCAGUGGAAAGACUGCCAGUUUUUAACCGAUCGGCUUUAAGGCAUUACCAGACAAGCAUGGAGGCAGACGACUGGAGCAAUCCGAGCAGUGACCCCAAGAAACUGGGAAAAUAUGAUUAUAGUGAUUCAGAGGUGAGAAGUGAAGGCAGGCUCAAAUGAUGGAAUAAAAGAAUACUAAAGAACUGAGAGCCAACAGAUAUCAAAUAAUCUUAAGCUGGUUGUUUCUCAUUAUUACAGUGUUCAAAAGGGCAUUUGGUUUUAAGCCUUACUGUAUGACCAUGUAUUUUAUUUUCAGUACAUAAGCUUAGUUCUCUUUGAAUUAUUGGCUUAACUCAAUGAAGUGUUUAGAUUGCUAUUAGGAGUUCUUCUCUGUUUGUCUUGGAAUUGUAUUCAAAUAGGAUAAUAGUCAGAAUUAGGACUGAUAAAAGAUAAAAUUUGAUUUGUGUUUCUUCCAAAGCAUCUGCUGAGCUUGAAUUCUCAGUGAGAGGAUUUUUCUAAACUUAAGCAUGUGUCCCCAAGACCCCUUAAAAACAAAAGUCCAAGCAGGGGAAAGGUAAUACAUUUUAGUGAUAUUUAAAAUAUGUUUAGCUGCUAGCAGAGGUUCUCAAUGACAUAAUCAGAAGGAGGUCAAGAACCAGUACACAUCAGAAUAAAUCAAAUAUGGGAUUGAUUUUAAUAUUAUUUUAUUUUUUUCUUUUAAUUAAUAAAAAGAGUAUGGCUAUAAUAAUAGCUCAUGCAAAAGCUA